Dicrocoelium dendriticum is the source of this 1866-nucleotide messenger RNA. Lineage: Eukaryota; Metazoa; Platyhelminthes; Trematoda; Plagiorchiida; Dicrocoeliidae. The record is from the annotation of a GenBank genome assembly.
CAGGAGCUUUUCAUUGUUUGUAUCGUGGUUGUGCAGAUGUGCUCAUUGUAACUGCAAUUUGGCCAUUGAUUUCAAACUGCGCUUCAGCUCUGCCGCCGCCCAUUGCAUUUCUCUGUUAACCAAACCAUGUGUCGCCUAUUGUGGCCCGCUAACUUUGUGCCCACCUAAUGCUUACAUCCGGAUAACCCGUUCGGAGAAUGAGAGAUCAAUGUUGGAUUGUGGCAGUCAUCAUACUUUUGACUUUAUAUACCUACGUCCGUGUUUUCUACUCUGUCCGAUCUCCACCUCACCAUUACGGAGUAUUGCGAAGGUGGUCUUCCCUCUAUCGACCUCUUCCACAUUCACCUGUGACUGUUGUCGACGUUGACCGGCAACAUGCUCAUCGUGUGUUAGUGUUUGUGCAUAUACAAAAGACAGGUGGUACUUUAUUGGGACGAAGGUUGACAUGGGGUGGUGUGCAAACCCGCCCGUGCAUCUGUCUUCCCGGUAUUCUCCGCUGCCGGUGUCCAACAAAGCAGGGGCUCACAUGGCUAGUCAGUCGUUAUUCCACCGGUUGGAUAUGUGGACUGCAUGCAGAUCUGACGGACUAUUUACAGUGCAUAGACCGCAAGCUGAACAUCUUUGACUCGAAGGUGGUCAAGCGCAAGUUCUUGUAUUUCACUGUGUUACGCAAUCCCGUCGAGCGAUAUCUGAGUGAGUGGCUGCAUGUGCGGAGAGGUGCAACGUGGCAUUCCUCACCGCUUCGAUGCAAUGGCAAAUCGGCGCGAUCCGGUUGGUUCCGUCCGUGUUACACUGUUCCCGAGUUUAUGAGCAACGUCACAAGCCCCGCCUAUCUCCCGACGCAUCAAAUAUGGUACAACGUCAGUCUGCAAACUUUCUUACGAUGUCCGUUUAAUUUGGCAAACAAUCGACAGACCCGAAUGUUGGCCAAUCUAACCUCACUUGGCUGCUAUUCCAACUUGGCGCAGUGGCUCAAACCGUCCCGCUCUCCGUAUCAACAUUUGUCAACUGCGCAGCGAACUUUGUGCCUCAGUGCCAAGUACAAUCUUGCCGGGUUCUUUCACACAUUCGGUCUAAGUGAUCAUAUGGUUUACACGCAGUAUAUGUUGCAACGCGCGCUGAAAAUCGUGUUCAAUUUCCCCCUGACGAACUUGAGCUCCUUCGUCCACGGCAAUGGGACACAUGCGCAGGACGCUAUGCAUAUGAUGAGCGCCACUGAUCUGCUCAAGGUGUACUAUGCCAAUCGACUGGACGCAGAAUUGUACGAAUUCGCUAAGCGUCUGUUUCUCCUUCGUUUCACCGCGCGUGUCGUUUACGACACGCAGAUUCCCUCCCGAUUCCGGCGUCCACUGUACACCUUGUGGAUUCGUAACAAUUGGCCAGCCUUGGAAUACAACUUGCUGUUCACGAAAACGUUGAACACAACUUUCUCUUUCUAUUUUCAAUUCAAUUGCCAUCUGAUUCGUUUAUUUCAGCGUCAGUCGAAACCACAAUGAUACGGCCAUGCCACGCCGCAUGAGGCGCUGUUGGUAUGAUCCUCCGAUGGCGCCCGUUGACCUCAAUGUGCGACUUGACGUCGUUUCAAGUAUUUUCCGUCAUCCACUCUGUGUCCCUUCUGUUUACUUUCGUGUCGUCUAAGCGCACAUCAGUACACACUAACAUGUAUGUCGAAGCGCCGUGGUCAACGCCAGGAAUUUUGACAGACACAUCGGUAAUCUGGAGGGACAGUGGGUACAAAACCAGAUUUCGCUUAUUUUUUAUUUGCUUUUUUAUCUCGUGAUAUUAUUUUGCUCCGAUUUGCCUUUACUGACUUCAUUGUAAAGCAGAGGACAAUUGUGACGAAAUUUCAUACAAUUUCCUCACCGA